Messenger RNA from Galeopterus variegatus (Sunda flying lemur), 1581 nucleotides. RefSeq names its product ets variant 1 (gene ETV1). Gene Ontology annotation, cellular component: nucleus. The record is from RefSeq and is a predicted model, not a curated record. Bases 383 to 1504 code for a protein of 373 amino acids. The transcript is spliced from 12 exons. NCBI's taxonomy places the organism in Eukaryota, Metazoa, Chordata, Mammalia, Dermoptera, Cynocephalidae. Gene Ontology annotation, biological process: regulation of transcription by RNA polymerase II; cell differentiation. Gene Ontology annotation, molecular function: sequence-specific DNA binding; DNA-binding transcription factor activity, RNA polymerase II-specific.
GCUUUCGGCUUCCAAGGGGGAAGUGCUGGGCAGUAAUUAAUGUUUUUAUUAAAUUUGGAGGGAAUUUUUUGCAGCUGUUCGCCUAGCGUGGCCUUCAGUCCCGUUAGGUGCAAAGCGAGUCUCGUUGAUCGCCAUUGCUAGUUUUGCACACGUUUGCGAAUCAGAGCUGCCUGGGGUACACCGACCGCGCAGGGAAACAUCGAGAGUGUAAAUAAAUACAUCGCCUCUUGUUCGGAUUUUUGCUACUACCGAAAAUAUGUAAAUUGUGAACUCUCUUGGCUCUCUUUGGAUCCAGGUUGAUAGAAGUCCAGAUCGCGAGGAAAUCUCCAGCUAGAUGCUCAAAAUAUAAAAUACUGAGCUGAGAUUUGCGAAGAGCAGCAGAAUGGAUGGAUUUUAUGACCAGCAAGUGCCUUACAUGGUCACCAAUAGUCAGCGUGGGAGAAAUUGUAACGAGAAACCAACAAAUGUCAGGAAAAGAAAAUUCAUUAACAGAGAUCUGGCUCAUGAUUCAGAAGAACUCUUUCAAGAUCUAAGUCAAUUACAGGAAACGUGGCUUGCAGAAGCUCAGGUACCUGACAAUGAUGAGCAGUUUGUGCCAGACUAUCAGGCUGAAAGUUUGGCUUUUCAUGGCCUACCACUGAAAAUAAAGAAAGAGCCCCACAGUCCAUGUUCAGAACUUGGCUCUGCCUGCAGUCAAGAACAGCCCUUUAAAUUCAGCUAUGGAGAAAAGUGCCUGUACAAUGUCAGUGCCUAUGAUCAGAAGCCACAAGUGGGAAUGAGGCCCUCCAAUCCGCCCACACCAUCCAGCACUCCAGUGUCCCCUCUACAUCAUGCAUCUCCAAACUCAACUCACACUCCAAAACCUGACCGGGCCUUCCCAGCUCACCUCCCUCCGUCGCAGUCCAUACCAGAUAGCAGCUACCCCAUGGACCACAGAUUUCGCCGCCAGCUUUCUGAACCCUGUAAUUCCUUUCCUCCUUUGCCGACAAUGCCAAGGGAAGGACGUCCUAUGUACCAACGCCAGAUGUCUGAGCCAAACAUCCCCUUCCCACCACAAGGCUUUAAGCAGGAGUACCAUGACCCCGUGUAUGAACACAACACCAUGGUUGGCGGUGCGGCCAGCCAAAGCUUCCCACCUCCUCUGAUGAUUAAACAGGAGCCCAGAGAUUUUGCAUAUGAUUCAGAAGUGCCUAGCUGCCACUCCAUAUAUAUGAGGCAAGAAGGCUUCCUGGCUCACCCCAGCAGGACAGAAGGCUGUAUGUUUGAAAAGGGCCCCCGGCAAUUUUAUGACGACACCUGUGUUGUCCCAGAGAAAUUUGAUGGGGACAUCAAACAAGAGCCAGGAAUGUAUCGGGAAGGACCCACAUACCAGCGGCGGGGAUCACUUCAGCUCUGGCAGUUUUUGGUAGCUCUUCUGGAUGACCCUUCAAAUUCUCAUUUCAUUGCUUGGACUGGUCGAGGCAUGGAAUUUAAACUGAUUGAGCCUGAAGAGGUUGGUUUAUAAGGAAACUGAUAUAUUUGAUUAAUGGCCCAAAGUUUACAUUUUUAUUGUGAAACUUAAGGGAAACUUUUUAAAUUAGA